This is a messenger RNA of Xiphias gladius (swordfish), 1668 nucleotides long. RefSeq names its product ubiquitin recognition factor in ER associated degradation 1 (gene ufd1l). Gene Ontology annotation, molecular function: polyubiquitin modification-dependent protein binding. The transcript is spliced from 12 exons. Lineage: Eukaryota; Metazoa; Chordata; Actinopteri; Istiophoriformes; Xiphiidae. Bases 145 to 1077 code for a protein of 310 amino acids. The record is from RefSeq and is a predicted model, not a curated record. Gene Ontology annotation, cellular component: VCP-NPL4-UFD1 AAA ATPase complex.
UUCCUCCCGUUGCCUCGUACACUUCCGGGAGAAGCGGAAGACAACAGUGGAGAUUCACAGCACCUUUGUGACGGAUUUAAAUAAGAAAACUGAAACAGACAUUCAGUUUGAGUCGGUUGACAACCAAAGACCUAACCUGUCGACAUGUUUUCCUUCCAGGUAUUCGACCACCCGAUGUCCCGGGGGUUUCAGAACCGCUUCUCCACUCAGUACCGCUGCUAUUCGGUGUCCAUGCUGGCAGGACCAAACGACCGCUCCGACGUGGAGAAAGGAGGCAAAAUAAUAAUGCCACCUUCAGCUCUCGACCAGCUCAGCAGGCUGAACAUCACCUAUCCAAUGUUGUUCAAGCUGACCAACAAGAACUCAGACAGAAUGACACACUGUGGUGUUCUCGAGUUUGUGGCAGAUGAGGGAAUCUGUUAUCUGCCACACUGGAUGAUGCAGAAUCUCCUGCUGGAGGAAGGUGGUCUGGUCCAAGUGGAAAGUGUUAACCUUAUGGUGGCCACUUAUUCCAAGUUCCAGCCUCAGAGUCCUGACUUUCUCGACAUUACAAACCCAAAGGCAGUGCUGGAGAAUGCUUUGAGAAACUUUGCCUGCUUGACAACUGGUGACGUCAUAGCUAUCAACUACAAUGAAAAGAUAUAUGAGCUGCGAGUAAUGGAGACCAAGCCAGAUAAAGCGGUAUCCAUCAUCGAGUGCGAUAUGAACGUGGAUUUCGAUGCCCCUUUGGGUUACAAAGAGCCUGAACGACGCCCUCAGCACCAGGAAGAACCAACAGAGGAAGAAGGAGAUCCCAACAGUUAUGCUGACAUGGACACAGGAUUCAGAGCUUUCACCGGUUCUGGCAAUCGAUUGGAUGGUAAAACAAAAGGGAUUGAGCCCAGCCCUGCUCCUCUUGCCCCAAGUGAUAUUAAAAGAGGUAUUCCCAACUACGACUUCAAAGUUGGCAGGAUCACCUUCAUCAGAAACUCGAGGCCUCAGCCCAAGAAAAUUGUAGAAGAUGAUGAUGCCAUGAACAGAUUCAUCGCCUUCUCUGGACAAGGACAGUCACUACGCAAGAAGGGCAGAAAGCCUUGAAGAACUCUAAGUGGAGAGGCUGGCUUAUGUCCACAAUUCCACCAUAUCUAUUGUCACCUUCAACAGCAAAGUAAAAAAACUGACCUUCAGAUACACUGGGAUUUUGCCUCUGUCCCUUUUGAAAUGGGAGUAUUGCUGUUGAGUUGGGAUUAUAGUAUGUAAUUAAAACUCUGAUGGUAGUAUUUGCUCAGCAGAAGAUGAGCUGCAUAAAAUGCUGUCAGUUUUAAUUUGGUAUUCAAAAGUUCUGGCUGACUGAUUUGAGCCAGGCAGAAUAAAUUAUUUCACCAUACCACCAACAAGAAGAACAACUUGUGAAGUAUUGUUGCAAUAUCAGAUUUAAAUAACUUUGACUUAGAGAAUUCCCCCCUUUUUCCAUAAUUGUUGCAUUUUUACAGUUCACUUUUAAAUAUACAGCUAUACAGAGUUCCAUUUUUAUGAAAAAAUGGGAGCAAUAAUAGCUCUAAACUUCUAUUUUUAAUUAUAUUGAAUUUUAUGUUCAAGGGUUUUUUUCUUAGUUACAGGAGUAAUUUGAGUUUUCCCUAUUUUUCCUGGUUUAUUUAUAGACAAAUAAAGGAAUGUGUUUUGAAGUUA